Messenger RNA from Penicillium riverlandense, 921 nucleotides. Its product is annotated as ATP phosphoribosyltransferase. The transcript is spliced from 2 exons. Gene Ontology annotation, molecular function: ATP phosphoribosyltransferase activity; magnesium ion binding. NCBI's taxonomy places the organism in Eukaryota, Fungi, Ascomycota, Eurotiomycetes, Eurotiales, Aspergillaceae. Gene Ontology annotation, cellular component: cytoplasm. The record is from RefSeq and is a predicted model, not a curated record. Bases 1 to 921 code for a protein of 306 amino acids. Gene Ontology annotation, biological process: L-histidine biosynthetic process.
AUGAAAGGACGGCUGCAACAAGCAACCCUUGACCUGCUCUCCGGCUGCGACAUCCAGUUCCGCCGCGAAAACCGCCUCGACAUCGCCCUGGUCAAGAACCUCCCGAUUGCCCUCAUCUUCCUGCCCGCAGCAGACAUCCCGACCUUUGUUGGCGAAGGCCGGGUCGACCUAGGUAUCACAGGUCGCGACCAGGUCGCCGAGCACGAUGCCAACGUGGCAGCCGGCGAGGCAUCAGGUGUGGAGGAGAUCCUCGAUCUCGGAUUCGGCGGCUGCAAGCUGCAGGUGCAGGUCCCCGAGAAGGGCGGCAUCUCCGAGGCCAAGGAGCUGAUCGGCCGAAACGUCGUGACCAGCUUCACUGCGCUGGCGUCGACCUUUUUUGCCAAGCUUGAGGGCGCCGAGUCAAGCCAGAAGCUCAACACGAAGAUCAAGUAUGUCGGUGGCAGCGUGGAGGCCGCGUGUGCGCUGGGCGUUGCCGAUGGAAUUGUUGACCUUGUCGGUACGUACUAUUCUUAUGAAUUCUAUACAUCACCUGUGCUAACGGCCACAGAAUCCGGCGAGACUAUGAAAGCGGCCGGCUUGAAGGCCAUCGACACCGUCGUCACAAGCACUGCCGUUCUGGUGAAGUCGCGCGAUUCUACCAAUGAACUCCUGAACCUGAUCACCUCGCGCAUUCGCGGUGUAAUCACCGCACAGAAGUUUGUUUUGUGUCAGUACAACAUCCCGCGGGCCGAGCUGUCGACCGCGUCCAAGAUCACCCCCGGCAAGCGUGCCCCUACCAUCACGGCACUCGAGGAGGAGAACUGGGUGGCCGUCAGCUCGAUGGUCGAAAAGAAACGCAUUGCUACGGUGAUGGAUGAGCUCAGCAAGGUCGGGGCGACGGAUAUCUUGGUUCUGACCAUUGCCAACUCGCGGACGGAUUAG